AACUCGAGUUAGCUGAACUUAUUUGGCUCGACAUGAUUCUGCAAGAGCACUGCGAAGGUUUCCAUCGCUGGUGAGCGGAAUCCUCUAGAAGCUGCCCUUUCUUCGUCGUCGAUUCCUCGCUUCGUCUUCAGUCGGAGCCGCCGAGUUGCUUACCGAUUGUUCCUUGAUCAAGAGGUUUCUUGGAGGUUAGGAUCGGUCAUGGAGAAAGAUAAAUCAGCCGGCGACGAGAGCAGUGGUUUUGGCGGUUUGCCGCCGCCUUCGCCAUCUCGGUACGGCGCAUUCGCAACUGCUUUGACUUCGAGCAGCUUUCCUGCCAAGGCUGGUGCGUCUUCUUCGUCUUCUAAUCCCAGUGACGAUCGUGAUGAUAGGCAGUUCAGUCAUGACAUCAAGCGAAUGCCUGAUUUUCCUCGGAGAAGCAACGGCCACCGGCGAGCUCACUCAGAGAUAUUGAGCCUCCCAGAUGACAUUAGCUUUGACAGUGACCUAGGCAUUGUAGGGGCCGGAGAGGGCCCAUCGUUGUCAGAAGAGACUGACGAAGAUUUGAUCUCUAUGUAUCUUGAUAUGGACAAGAUAGCUUCAUCAUCUGCGUCCUCAGUAUUGGAUCUGCUAGAGAGCGAAACUUUGGCCACUGCAUCUGUGGGUGCUAAUGCUGAGAAUGUGGCUGAAACUUCUAGCGAGAGGCCAAGGAUUAGGCAUCAACAUAGCCAAUCAUUUGAUGGAUCUACCACUAUCAAGCGAGAGAUAUUGGCAUCAGGUGCGGGUGGAAUGUCGUUGGUUGAGGAAAAGAAGGCCAUUUCAGCUGCCAAACUUGCUGAACUUGCUCUUGUGGAUCCAAAGCGAGCAAAGAGAGUCUGGGCCAAUAGACAGUCAGCUGCUAGGUCAAAAGAAAGGAAGAUGCGGUACAUUUCAGAACUGGAGCGGAAAAUAAUGACCCUACAGACAGAAGCUACAACUUUAUCAGCUCAGUUAACCAUGUUACAGAGAGACAACACUGGUCUGAAUUCUGAAAACAACGAACUGAAGCUGCGGGUACAGACCAUGGAGCAGCAAGUUCAUCUGCAGGAUGCACUAAAUGAAACGCUGAGGGACGAGGUUCAACGUCUGAAACUUGCAACCGGGACUGCAGCUGCUAACAGUGGGCAGAUGGUAAAUUACGGGCAAUCUUCUUUCGGAGUCAACCAGCAGUAUUACCACAAAACUCCUCCAUCACAAUCUCUCAUGGCUGCCCACCAACUUCAGCAACUUCACUUGCAUUCGCAGCAACAACGUCCACAGCAGUAUCAGGGAGCACCAUUGCAGAGGCAACCGUCUGCCGAGAUUAAACCAAGGUUUAUGGCUUCUCAAACCCAAAAGGAAGGGACUUCAGAUAACAGCAAUGGCGCUCCACAGGGAUGAAUGAGAGAGAACAUUGAUUUCGCUUUGAGCUUCGAUUUCUUUCAUGUGCCUGCAUUGGCAUGCUUGCUUUUAGUUAGCCAUUCGAUAAUUGAGGAAGUUGAACCUCCUGGAUGCUACUCUCUCUCUCUCUUUUUUUUUGUAGUUUAUCUUUGUAGAGUGUUUUAUUAGUUCGGAUAAAAGUUUACUUGUGGUAGGUUAUUCAAAGGCCUUGUGGUAGGUUAUUCAAAGGCUUGUUGGUUAGGCCAUUCGUAUCAUGAUCAAGUGGCGAGUUGGAUGUUCAUGGAUACAAGAAAUAAUUGUCAUCUUUUUCUUAA
Molecule: messenger RNA, 1709 nt
Organism: Zingiber officinale
Lineage: Eukaryota; Viridiplantae; Streptophyta; Magnoliopsida; Zingiberales; Zingiberaceae
Product: probable transcription factor PosF21
Exons: 5
Coding region: 199-1395 (398 amino acids)
Biological process (GO): regulation of DNA-templated transcription
Cellular component (GO): nucleus
Molecular function (GO): DNA-binding transcription factor activity
Source: RefSeq, a predicted model, not a curated record